This is a messenger RNA of Peronospora matthiolae, 429 nucleotides long. Lineage: Eukaryota; Oomycota; Peronosporomycetes; Peronosporales; Peronosporaceae. The record is from the annotation of a GenBank genome assembly.
AUGCAUGCUAUCCAGCGCAGAGAUCCUAGCAACCUCAAGCUUGUGUUUAAGGCACGUCGCCGUAAGGUGUGCGUUGAGAGCAUUCUGACGACGGCUCGGUCCAAGCGCAAGGCAGAAGAGGCUGCGGCUACACCAUCCAGUACCGCUGCUCCCCUGCCGGACUGUGUGGACGUGGCCGAAGGCAUCUGCCCCAUUUCAGCGGAGCGCCUGAACCAGUUCUUCACGGCUGUGAACACCCCAGUGGGUGCCUUCAACCCCAUGGCAUCAGUCGGAGCCUCAUUCCGCACGGCCAUGGACCGCCUGCCUCCAGCAACCGUUGGGAUGGCGCUUCUCACGGAUGCGCCGUCGUCACAUGAGAUCGAGGACCAAGUGCAGCGUGCGUGGCAGUUCAAGCCCCGGCCUGAUCGGUGUCGGCUACGACAUCUAUAA